AAGAGUAAUAAAAUAUAAAUGCAAGUGUUAUAUCAAAUGAAUUGUGUAAGGAAACACAUUUUAAAGAGUAAAACAUAUUUUUUGUAGGUAUUUGAAGAUUCAAUGAUCUUAAGUGAAGUAACUAUACAUAUUAGUAUAAUAAUAUAGCAUAAAAACAUGAUGAAUCCUAAGUAUACCAUUCAAUUUAAUUUUGAAACCAGAGUUAUGUGGAAGCUUUCAGAACAAGAGGAACUCUCUUCAUUUGGGAUCUACUAUUAGAAUCGAAUUAAGUGGUUUGAUUCUGAUCAUAAUUCUCUAAAUUUACUCAAAAUACACCUCUCUCCUAAAGUGUUUUUUGGAAACAUUUCGAUAUUUUAUGAUUCUGGUUCUAUUAUUGGAUCUGGAGCUUCAUCAAAAGUUUAUAUCUUAACUUAUUAUUAGGUUUGCUUGGUUAAAGUAAAAAAGAGUAUUCUUGAAUACGCAGCUAAAUGCAUUUCUAAAAAGUACAUCUUAUAAAAGAAGUCAUCCGAUCGACUUGUAUCAUAUUUCUAAUGCAAUAUUAGAACAGAUUAUAAUAAGAAAUUUAAAUCUUAUAAAAGAUAGACCACCCUCAUUUUGUGAAGUUGCAUGAAAUCUACUAGGGCGAAAACUCCUAUUAUUUAGUGACUGAUUAUUUAUAAGGAGAUACAUUAUAUAAUUAUAUCAAGAGUUUUCCAGAUGAUUAAAUACCAUCUUAAUAAAUUAGAGAAGCUAUAAAGGUUUUUAUAUCUAUACAUAUAUUUAAUUUAGAUUAUAUUAGCAGCCUUAAAAUAUUUGGAAUCCUAAGAUAUCAUUCAUCGAGAUAUUAAAUUGGAAAAUAUCUUAUUAUCAAAAACUAAUGAUAUUACAUCUUUAAAAAUUAUAGAUUUUGGUCUAGCAAUAUAUGCUAAACCACAAUAAAAAUUAAGCAUUUGUGGAACUCCUGGAUACAUUGCUCCUGAAAUACUAAAACAUUCUAAUAAUGAUGAAUAUUUCACACAUAAAUCUGAUAUUUUCAGUGCUGGAGUCAUCUUCUAUAAAUUGUAUUUUUUAUUCAUAUUUUAGAUUAACUAAAAAGACUUUGUUUAGAGCUUAAAAUACACAUGAAAUUAUGGAAUAAAAUAAAUUGUGUUAAAUCAAUUUCUAAGAUAUUGAAUACAAAUUAUAAAAGGAAGCCCUUAGUUUAUUAAAAUCUAUGUUAGAUCCUAAUCCUCAAACUAGAUUCUCAGCUAUUCAAUGUUUAGAACAUUCAUACUUUACUUGCAAACUUGAAAACAUUAAUAUUUUAUAAGAAAUCUUAGAUAAAGCUACUGGAUUCUCAGGACUUUCAUAAAUUAGUAUUAUAUCUUAUAAAAUUUCAUAGAAGAAUAAAAAGAUACUCAUUCUAUUGGAUAAGAAUGUUAGGCUGCAAUCAUUAAAAGAUGUAAUCCUACUUCUUAUAGAAUAAGAACUGAAUAAAGAAAAAGAACUAAAAGUCCUAGAAAAUAUGCUGAAUUUUAAUUAUAUUGUCCUUCUUUUUGCUAAAUGAAUUCCUUUGAAAGUUUAAGUAGUAAACGAUCUUCAUCAUAUUCCAAUAAAGUCUCCAGAAUAGAAAAUCUAAUUAAUGAUAAAUUAGAUUCAGUUAUUGAAGAAGAUGAUAAAAUUUAAUCAAAUUUUAAGUAAGUGUCUUCAAAUUGA
Molecule: messenger RNA, 1674 nt
Organism: Paramecium sonneborni
Lineage: Eukaryota; Ciliophora; Oligohymenophorea; Peniculida; Parameciidae
Source: the annotation of a GenBank genome assembly